Molecule: messenger RNA, 1635 nt
Organism: Acanthochromis polyacanthus (spiny chromis)
Lineage: Eukaryota; Metazoa; Chordata; Actinopteri; Pomacentridae
Product: alpha-1-antitrypsin homolog
Exons: 4
Coding region: 38-1300 (420 amino acids)
Biological process (GO): negative regulation of endopeptidase activity
Molecular function (GO): serine-type endopeptidase inhibitor activity
Source: RefSeq, a predicted model, not a curated record
UGUCUCUGAGUGUAUUUUCCUUGGAUAGGCUCUAAGGAUGCGGAGUAUCUUUGCAAGCUGUGCAGUCGUAGUGCUGCUGCUGGCUGCAGCCUGGGCGGACCACCACGAGCACCAUGACCACCAACACCAUGACCCCCACGUCCACCACCACGGUCCUGAACACAGCCAUGAGGGCGAGAUGAGCUGCCACGAGUUGUCCAAUCCCAACGCUGACUUUGCCUUUGCCCUCUACAAAAACCUGAAUGCCAAGGCUGAGGCUGGAAAGAACAUCUUCUACUCACCACUGGGCAUCUCCACCGCCCUGUCCAUGCUGUCUACAGGGGCUGGAGGUGACACCCACAGCCAGCUGUUCUCCAGUCUGGGCUACGGCGCCUUAAACCAGAGUCAGGUCAAUGAAGCCUUCGAGCAUCUUUUCCACAUGCUUGGCCACAGCCAGGAGAACCAGAAGCUGAAUGUUGGUAACGCUGUUGCAGUGCGCACUGGUUUCAAUCCUCAGCAGCAGUUCCAGAAAGACGUCAAGCACUACUACUCUGGGGACAUCUUCAAUGUCGACUUUACAAAACCUGCUGAAGCUGCAGCUGAGAUCAACACACUCAUUGCUAGUAAAACUCAGGACAAGAUAAAAGACAUGGUGAAGGACUUGGACGCUGCAACGGCCAUGGUGCUGAUCAACUACGUCUACUUCAGAGGACAGUGGGAGAAACCCUUCGACAGUAAGCACACAAAAAAGGCAGACUUCCAUGUGGACGAGAACACCAAAGUCGAGGUGGACAUGAUGUCGAGGACAGGACGCUAUGACUUCUACCAGGACGUCGACAACCACACCACCGUCAUCCUGCUGCCGUACAAAGGAAACUCCUCCAUGAUGGUGGUUCUGCCCGAUAAAGGCAAAAUGAAGGAGGUGGAGGAAUUCAUCAGCAAGGAACACAUCCAUCACUGGCACGACUCACUCCGCAGGAAUAGCGUGGAUCUUCACAUGCCGAAAUUUUCCAUCUCUGCUGAUGCCUCCUUGGAUAGCACACUAAAAGAGCUGGGAGUGACAGACGCAUUUGGAGACAACGCUGAUUUUUCAGGCAUAUCUGACGAGAUCAAGCUCAAGGUGUCAAAGGUGUCUCAUCAGGCUGUGCUCAGUGUGGAUGAAACGGGAACAGAAGCUGCAGCGGCCACCACCGUCGAGAUCAUGCCCAUGAGCAUGCCUGACAUCAUGGAACUCAACAGGCCCUUCAUGAUCUUCAUCCUGAAGCACUCGACCAGGAGCAUCCUCUUCAUGGGCAAAAUCAACAACCCCACAGCCGUGUAGAGACGCCCAGAGAACUCGUGUUGCAUUUUCGCACUGCAGUAGGUUUUGUAACUUCGGGACAUUUUAACCUUGUCAUCCAGAAAUGCCACAAAGGUGUCGUCAUGAUGUUAGGACCACCGGAGAAAUGAUGAAUAAAACAACACAUAUAUCAUCGAGUAACAGCAUCUGGGUUUACGCAUAUCUUAAUACAUCUUUCUAAAUUGUAUCUGACUAUUUUAUAUGAUGCAGUUAAAGAAAAAAACACCAAAAAACACCAGAAAGACAACCUGGUAUUUUACUGUUUCUGCUUCAGUGUGGUUCAACAGGAAGUGAAAUAAAGACUUGUCUUGAACUGA